CUUCCUUGUUCGGUCAUUUAAAAAUUAACUUGGGUUGCCUAACGUCUUUGAGCUUAUUGUCGUACGUCUAGCGAAUCGUUUAGAAAGGUUUCACAAAUGCUAAAAGCAUAAGUUCAACCCCAAGGUAGACACAGGAAUCAUGCGCAGUGUACCUAAAAAGAAGUGCGACUCCAAAAUAUACUAAGACACCAAAACAUUUGAUGUGGCCGGUGUAAAAAAAUGUCUGCCCACACCGUAAAGACAUCAAAGAUACAAGGACUUUUAGAUGCCAAUACACCUAAGGAUAAGCCAAGUCGUAAUAUCAUUAUGAUGCAACCUGCUGCAAGCGAUCAGCAAUAACUGAAAGCUAUCGCGAUGACUAGAUUUAAUCGAUCCGCUCACUUUCGUUUACUUUUGGGGUAUUUAAACCGCCUUUGUUGAAAAAUGUUAUUUUUCUCACUAUUCUCCCUCUCUGUCAGUCUCUCUCAAACUCGAUAAGAGACCCUCAGUUGAAUUGUUUUGCAGGUAUCUCAUCAGUCAAAACGGAGAUCUCUUCCAACCCUUUAAAAAUGCGUGGCUUCUGAAGGUGCCUAUCAACUUCCUUUUGGCGGUGUAACAGAUCCGUAUAAAGAAAUCUUAUAUUUCCUAUUAGGGAAUCGUGCACCUCAAAUUGCAAGUUGAAAUAGUCUUGACAGGUGUUUUCACGACUUCCUGCCAUGAAUGCAAUUAACAAAUGUUAAAAAUUCAUUACCUUGGGGCCUUUAACAAGAAAUAUUAAACUGACACGAGACAGCUCAUAUCCUAUCCGCUCAUUAUUGCCUCAAUGAUGAGUGAAAUACAAUGGGAGUUUCUCAAAAUAAAUUUUUGCAGCCAUCAGGAUUUGACCAAAACCAGCUGUAAAAUGCCAGUGGUUAUCUGUGUAGUUCUAUUAUUUCUCGAACAACAAAUUGGGGCUGUGGGAGGCAGAUGUUCAUCAGCUGAAGAUGCGACUAAACCAUUUUCAACCGAACCAACUGUGGAAAUGAACAACUUGGAAUUCCCGAAUGAGCACGUUCUUCCAACUGGCUACAAUAUAACAGUCGUUUGUACAAGCAAUAAACAAGCUGAUAAGAAUGAGAAACAAUACAAACCCUAUUGGAUACAGUAUUCUUUCAACAAUGUCUACCAGAGACACUUGAGUUGUGGUGGUGGCUAUAAAAUUUCACAUUACGAAAGUCCAAAAGUGUGCAACUACCCUAUUCAAAAUGCCACCGAGAAGAACUCAGGGAAUUAUACUUGCAAAGCAUCGAGUCAGUCUGGCUGCACAAUAGAAACGAUGGCGUUGACGUUUAAAAAGCCAUCGUCCCCGCUUUUUAGCCAUCACCAGCCUCGUAAAGUCAACUUUAUAAAAUCUAGUAGAGCCAAACUUAGCUGUAAUGCAUCAGGUGUUCCCCGCCCCUUCAUCACCUGGUUCAAAGACGGUGAUCGCCUUUCAAGUUCUUCCGUAGAAGGGUCUCAAGGUUAUUCAAUAUUGAAUUUUGAAUCUGUCCAACCUUAUGACCAAGGACAGUAUUGGUGCGAGGCAAACAGCACUGAGGGGCGAAGCACAUCACCCACUGUGAACCUAACAGUUGUGUGGAAACCAGAGUUCUCCAUUCAUCCCCAGGACAAGACUAAGUACUUUGACGACGAUGCCACCAACGUGUCCAUUAGUUUCUCGUGUGCAGCAAAUGGCUCCCCUCUUCCUGUGAUCAGCUGGUCAGAAAACAACUCCAAAGUAGAUGAUGAUAAAGCGAUUCAAAAAGAUAACAUCUCCAUCCUCACUUUGGUAUUUAAUGAGGGAACAGAAAAGCACUUUAAAUAUCGUUGCGUCGCUAAAAACUCGUUGGGAAAUAUAUCUUCCCAGGAAGCCACCCUGAUGAUCGCAAAAAGACAUAAAAAACCUUUGAUGACGGCGGAUAACAGAGAACCUAACACAGUUACCAAUGAUAAUAGGUCUGCAAUAAUUUGGUCCACCGUGAUAACUGGGGCUUCAAUUUUCAUCAUCACGGUCAUAGUUCUGCUUAUUAUCAAGUGGAGAUUGGAAAGUAGAUUUACUUACCAACUGGACCAGGAGGUUUAUAAAAGGACUCAAGAGACUUUUGAGAUAAAAAUCACGAACACUAAUGAUACGAUAAAUCAGCUACGAAACAGCCUGUCUGCAUCAACUGAUGAGGGUCAACUCCCACACCCAUCUGCUACUGGAGAAAACGGUGUCGUUGAAAACGAAACUUAUUUACAAUUAAUGGCAGUUGACAGAAACUGGGAGAUCCCCAGGGAUAGACUCACUAUCUCAGAGGAGAAACUUGGCAGAGGAGAGUUUGGAGAGGUUAAGAAAGGAAUUUACCUAAGAACUGAUGGAAAUGAACUUUCAGUAGCGGUGAAAACUCUGAAAGAUAACAAAAACAUGCAGCACCGAAUGGCGCUCAUCAAAGAACUGGAGACACUCAUCCAAGUUGGUCGCCAUCCAAAUAUUGUCAGUUUGGUUGGAGCUUGCACUUUUGAAGAGCCUCUUUGCGUCGUCAUUGAAUUUGUCUCUGGCGGAAGUCUUGAUAAGUUACUUCGCAGCAGUCGCGUCCAAAAUCAACAAGUUGAACCAUCUUAUGUUAACAUAUGGUCGAGGCUGACAGAGAGAGAAUUGUUGAGGGUUGCUUCAGAUGUCGCAAGUGGCAUGAGACACUUGGAAAGUAAACAGUGCAUUCAUCGCGACUUAGCAUGCAGGAAUGUUCUUGUUGGUAAAGGACUGAUAGCGAAGGUGGCUGAUUUUGGAAUGGCACGUGACGUAUCUGCAGAUGGUCAGUACAUCAAGACAACAGAGGGACGAGUUCCGUGGCUAUGGAUGUCAGUGGAAGCAUUAAAGGGAACAUGUACAAUAAAGGGAGACGUGUGGUCAUUUGGAGUAACCCUCUGGGAGAUUGUUACUCUAGGGGAACUACCAUACACGGGUAUCAAGGGCAUUUUAGAGCUUCACGAAUUGCUAAAGGACGGAGAAAGAUUGCCAAAACCAGCGCAUUGUUCAGAUGAGCUUUAUAACAUUAUGUUAGGCUGUUGGCACAGGAACCCUGAGGAACGUCCAUCAUUUGAUCAGCUUUAUGAGGUGCUAGAGGAGCUUUUACAACAAAAAACUAGAACAUACAUCAAUGUUACUUACUUCGAGGAACAAGACAAGGAGGAAGCUAUUUUGAUAUGAAUUUACGAAACAGACCUCUACAUCGAACUCAAGUGAAAGACUUCGCCAUGGAAGAACAAAAUCGAUGAUCGAAGAUUUUUUCACCACUUCAAGAAUAGAAGGGGGACGGGGGAUGUAGAAUACUGGCAUUCAAUGACAGUUUGGGUGUUCGAGUAAACGCGUGUAUGAACACUCUUCCUUGUGUUUUUUUUUUUUUUGUUGUUGUUGUUGUUAUUGUUUAAUUUAAAUAUGGUAAGCUUCCAUUCUAAUUUGGUUAUACCUAUGCAUGUAUAUUGAAACUAUUUUUCCCCUGAAACAUAGCCUUCUUUAGAAGUAUUUUGCUCGGAGGUAUAAUAAGAUGUGAGUCAGACAUUCGGCAACUUUUGUAAUAAUCAACCAGUCUCUACAAUUUAACGUAGCCUAGAGGUAAAUGAUAUCUGGUCUUUACUUUAAAGUACCGUCCCCCGGCGAUUAUAAACUCAUAAUGAUAACGGUAUAUCCUUGUUUUAAUUUUAGCAGCUGAUUUAUCUUAUUAUCAUACAAAAGAACUUAACAAAGUUGAAAUCAAAU
This is a messenger RNA of Stylophora pistillata, 3736 nucleotides long. Its product is annotated as fibroblast growth factor receptor 4. Gene Ontology annotation, cellular component: plasma membrane; signaling receptor complex. Gene Ontology annotation, biological process: multicellular organism development; protein phosphorylation; positive regulation of kinase activity. NCBI's taxonomy places the organism in Eukaryota, Metazoa, Cnidaria, Anthozoa, Scleractinia, Pocilloporidae. Gene Ontology annotation, molecular function: transmembrane receptor protein tyrosine kinase activity; ATP binding. The record is from RefSeq and is a predicted model, not a curated record.